Orbicella faveolata is the source of this 4323-nucleotide messenger RNA. RefSeq lists its product as uncharacterized. Gene Ontology annotation, biological process: regulation of transcription by RNA polymerase II. NCBI's taxonomy places the organism in Eukaryota, Metazoa, Cnidaria, Anthozoa, Scleractinia, Merulinidae. Gene Ontology annotation, cellular component: nucleus. The record is from RefSeq and is a predicted model, not a curated record. Gene Ontology annotation, molecular function: DNA-binding transcription factor activity, RNA polymerase II-specific; sequence-specific DNA binding.
CUUGUUUUUUUCUCGUGAAUCUUGAUUUCAUUAGUAGACGUGAACCGUGAUUUUCCGAAAUAAUUCUCCGUGAAAUGAGAAAGAAGUAUUUAAUUCACCAUGAACCGUGAUUUUGCUUGUGUCUUCUAUUAUUUUCGACAGUAAUUAACAAUAUUGCGUGACCGUGACAGGACAAUCACUCCUUUAGUGCUUGACCUUUGUGUUCUUGUUCUUCCAUCAUUUGCGCCCUUUAUGCAACGCACCGUCCGACAAGAAACAACUAAGUACGAGGCUGCAACUCUUCCUCUCAACAUGUAUCAGACUGCACUCCCCCAGGGAGAACGGCUAGAGUUUGCACUAGAAAAGGAACAUCAAAAUGACUUUUCAAGAAAUAAAGGAGAGAAGGUGCGAUUUCAUCAAGGGAUUCUGGAGCUGAUCAGCUUUCUGAAUAUGAUGAAGACUCUUGCGACAGCGACGGAGGAGGACGAUGAAGCGGUGGAGGAAAGUAGUGCCGGCCCUUGGUUACACACAGAACAAGGAACACGGUACGUUUUCGUUUUGCUGCGCGCAGAACAAGCAGUGGACGGAUGAUAAAGGCAUCUAACAACAGAACAAGGCUGUGCUUUGGGCGUAACUUUUCAAAUAUCACAAGUUACGAAAGUUCGUGUCAAAAAAUCUCAAUUUUCUUUCGUGAAGCGUGAAAUGCCGAUUUUAUUUUCAGGGAAUUGUGAAGGGACCAAUUUAUUUUACCACCCUCUUUGAACAACCGAUCCAGAACUCAGUUUUUAGGCUUGGCUAAAUCUAUCAUAUAUAUUACUAGCUUUCGUUGGGUGAAAAACCACGAUCUCGAACCGUUUGCUAAAAAGGGGAAACGCCCGUGGAGGGUGAAGGUUCUCGCGGGUUGUUUAUAUUUACCAUUUACAAGGAGAAACCGGCUCGUCAAUGGUUUGUGCAAAUUAUGGUAAGCAAAAAUGAGUCAAAAAUGGCUGACGGUAUAAAGUUCCGAUCGGAUUGGGCAUUUGUCAUUUACUCAAAAAACCCAAUUUAACAAAAGUUCGACCAGAUCAUAAUUCCAAGACGGGGAAAUUUUCAUCUCGGAUAUUUCGAUUGGAAAUUUUGGACUACCUUUUCAAGACGUUCCGUUAAUUACUUUAAAAUUUUCCAGUCGGUCGAGCCAAAAUGAAAUUGUGUUACCAUUUACUCUCUGAUAGAAAUGUCACGUUAUCACGCGUCACACAUUUCAGGGCUUCCUGCGUCAUGUGAUCAGGUGUUGAACGCGCGUGGUAGAGGGACGGCUUCAUUGAAGGAUUUGUUUCGCUUGCUUUUCUGUCGAUUUUUGGUAAGUACCAGAACUCUUGACACUCUAAAUUGAUUAGUAAAGUGUGAAAGAAUCUGUAAAACUUCAUUUGCUUGCUGUAGUGUACUGUUCUCGUGUUUUUGCUUUCACGCGAUCGACGAACUACUUGUUGUUUCGAGAUAGCACUACAAGCUUCAUCUGUUUUCGUAUGCAUUUACAACUCGUUGCUUUCAUGGCAUGGUCAAUCUUUGAUAGUUUGUAACAAAUAAUCGUAUGAUUUCUAUAAAACAUAACUGAACGUCAAGAUUUAUUUUAUUCGGACAGUUGUGAACUUUGGUAAGAUUGUAUUGUUUACCUACCAUAUAGGACGCCAUUUUGCAUUUGAGAGUUGAAGUGUUGAGGUGAAAGUGGGACUUUUACAUAAAGAAUAUGGAAUGACUGAGGGAUCCACCAAGAGGCAAGUGAGAAUACAUGACACAUGAGUAACAUCGGCAGUGAGACUAAAACUGAUAAACAGAUGUUCCCAUGCACUGUGUGUGGCAAAAGUUUCAGGUCCAACUCAUUGCUAAAAUCACAUCUGCAGCUUCACAGUGACAAGGAGCCUUACAAGUGUGAUCAAUGUGAGAAAAGUUUCAAGAAAUUGGGAUAUUUGCGAAAACACUGGAAGGUUCACAGUGGUGAAAGACCCUACAUAUGUACCCAUUGUAAAAAAUGUUUUGGCUCGUCAUCAAAUUUGGACAGACACCUGAAGGUACAUGGCUAUGAAAAGUCUUUUAAGUGCACUCAAUGCGCAAGAUUGUUUUGGCUCUCAUCAGAACUACAAAAGCACAUGGAGGUGCAUGCUGACGGCAAUCUUCUUUUCCAGUGUUCUCAAUGCGACAAAAGUUUCAGCAAAUUGGAGCAUUUGAAAAGACACCAUAGGUCUCACAGUGGGGUCAGACCGUACCAUUGUACUCAAUGUGGAAAAAGUUUUGCCUCGUCAACAAAUUUGGCUAGUCAUCGAAGGUUACACAGUGGUGAGAUGCCUUACCAGUGCACUCAAUGUGAGAGGUCUUUUAGGCUCUCGUCACAAUUAAGUAAACACCUGGAGAUGCAUGCAGGUGGCAAAUCUUGUGAAAAACGUGUCGCAAGUCCUCGUUAUCAAUGUACUGAAUGUGGCAAAUGUUUUUCACAGACAUCAAAUUUACAAAGACAUCUAACAAGUCAUAGCAAAGACAAACCCUGCAAAUGCCCUUAUUGUGAGGAACGUUUCAAGCACUCAUCAUAUUUAAAUGUACAUCUGAAGACUCACAGUGGUGAGUUACCAUACAAAUGCACUCAGUGCAAAAGAUCCUUUAGCAAACAAUCAAGACUGGACCGACACUGUGAAGAACACACUGGUAUAAAGCAAUAUCAAUGCACCCAGUGCCAGAAAAGUUUCACUUACUCAGGAAGUUUUAAACUACAUUUGAAGACUCACAGCCAGGAGUCACUCUAUAGAUGCACUCAGACCAGCACUGUGUCAACCUCAGAUCAACACCAUGCAGUUGACGGUGGCGCAGUGCCCUACAAAUGCCCUGCAUGUGGAAAAGAUUUCAUUUACUUGCCAGAUAUGAAAAAGCAUUUUUUUAGGAUUCACACUGGUGAGAAACCUUACAAAUGCACUCAGUGCAGCAAAUGCUUUAGAAUAUUAUCAAGUCUGGACCGACACCAUGUAGCUGUACACAGUGAUGCAAAACCCUACAAAUGCCCUCAAUGUGGAAAAGGUUUCAAGUACUUGCCAAAUAGGAAAGUACAUUUGAGGAUUCACACUCGUGAGAAACCCUACAAGUGCAAUCAGUGCAGCAAAAGCUUUAAAACACUAUCAAGUUUGGAUCAACACCGUCCGGUUCACAGUGAUGUAAAGCCCUACAAAUGCCCUCAAUGUGGAAAAGGUUUCAAGUACUUGGCAAGUAUGAAAGCACAUAUGAGGAUUUACUCCUGUGAGAAGCCCUACAAAUGCACUCAUUGCAGUAAAAGCUAUAGAACAUUAUCAAGUUUGGAUCAACACCUUCCAGUUCACAGUGAUGUAAGGCCCUACAAAUGCCUUCAAUGUGGAAAGUGUUUCAAGUACUUGGCAAAUGUGAAAGUGCAUGUCAGAAUUCAUACUGGCGAGAGAGCCCACAAAUGCACUCAGUGCAGCAAAAGCUACAAAACAUUGUCAAGUCUGGACCGACAUCGUGUAGCUGUGCACACUGAUGGAAAGGCCUACCAAUGCAACCAGUGUGGCAAAUAUCUGUCUGACCCAUCGAGUUUGAAACAGCAUCUUAGGAUUCAUAGUGGUGAAAGACCCUUUCCAUGUAGUCAAUGUGACAAACGUUUUUACUCCUCUUCAAAUUUUAAGAAACACUUUAGGAAACACAGUGGUGUGAAGCCCUACAGCUGUGCUGACUGUGAUGUAAGUUUUACGCACAGAGAUAGUCUGUUACAUCAUAACAGGUCAUUUCAUGGGAACAUGCCGUACAAGUGCGACCAGUGUGGCAAGGGCUUUACCACUCCACGUGGUCGAAAGAGACACAAGUGUGACACUGACAUCUCUAAAACAUCUGGUGACGUUAGUGUGGUUGUAGUAGCAGUACUGUGACUAAGUGUUAUGUUUUGCGCAGUCUGUACAUGGGAAAGUACUACUACAAAAGAAGUUUAGAGCAGUAUUCAACAUUAAAAGUUUGCCCUGCUACUUAUGAUUGUCUUUAGUUGACAUAACGACAUUCUCAGGAACUGUGACAGAAUUUUCAGUCACCAGAAUUGGGUUUUGUUAACUGACUGAAAAUGAAAAGUUCUGCUCUCCCUUAAAACAGAGGGAAGCCUGAAAUUUGUAGUGUUGGGUGUUACAACUGAAACUGAUCCAUUUCUUUUGUUUUUUGUACGAGUAGCAAUUUUCAGGAUGUAGUUUUCUGAUACUUUCCCCUGAUUAGUCAGUUUAACUAAAAGCAUUGGGGCCAGCACUUGUGUUUGUAGUAAGUUAAAGUAAUAGUGAUUGUGUUAUUAUUUUUUGGUUCCACCAGUGAAUUAAAUAAGUUAAAAAAGUC